ACUGGAUUGACAAAGAGGAUAAGAAGAAGGAGAAGAAGAAGAGUGGAGAAGACCAAGGAGGAGGGAAAGAAGAAGAAGAAGAAAAAGGAGGAGGAGGAGGAGGAGAAAAGGAAGAAGGAGGAAGAGAGAGACCAAAAAGAAGAGGAAAAGAAAAAUGCUUGGAAAAAUUAACAGGUUUGCUCGGAGACCGUCUGAUAAAAGGAACCUUGAUGCCGACUAACAACAACAGUACCAAUAACAAACUCAACAAUAUCAACAACAACAACAACAACAACAACAGCGGCAGCGGCAGUGAAGUCCUUUUCCAUCAGACGGUGAAGGAGAACGCGCUGCCGAUGUACAAGAAAGUGCGCCCCGGGGAGUGGGUUCGGCCGCUGGGCAGCAUGGAGGCCAUGUCGGUGAUCGGGGGCCACCUGGGCAUGUUCAACACGGUGCAGGCGAUGUGGCUCAGCGCGCCGCGACCCGUGGAGGCCCGGCAGGUGAAGGACGCGAUGGCCGCCGUGGCCAGACGCACGGGCGUGCUGCAGCUGUGCGUGGGUCGCCGCGCCCUGUGGCCGUGGUUCCGCCGCGCGGAGCCGCACGACCUUCCCUUCGCCGUGGUGGACGGCGACCCGCUGGCCGCCUACAGCCAGGCCCUGCACGAGCCCUACGACAUGGCGCGGGGCCCGUUGUGGCGCGCCCGGUUGGUGGUGGGGCCCGGGGCGGGGGCGGCGCAGGGAGCGGGGCCGCUGGACAGCGAGGACGAGGGCGAGGCGGGCACGGAGGGCGCGGCCUGGCGCGGCGUGCUGGUGGUGGCCGUGCACCACUGCGUCACGGACGGCCUCACCAACGCCGUGCUGUGCCAGGACGUGCUGGAGGCGCUCAACGGCCUGGCCACGGGGGGCGCCGCGUCGCCGCCGCCGCCGCCGCCGCUGCGGCCCGUGACGCAGGCCGUGUCGGACCACCUGCUCGGCCCAGCGGACUACCUGUACGCGCUGCCCUACCUCGUCAGGAAGAUCAUCGGCCGCCUGGUGCUGAGCUACGACCGGCGGCUGUACCUGGACGGCGCCCUGCCGCGCCCGUCCGCGCCAGACUCCGCGCCCGUUACCCGCGUGGUGCAGCGCGGCCUGACACGCGCGGCCUCGCGGCAGCUGACGGCGCGGUGCCGCGCGGCGGGCGUGUCUGUGCAUAGCUGCGUGGUGGCGGCCGCCAACCUGGCGCUGCUGCGCGUGGCCCAGAGCUGCGCCGCGCCGCGCGCCGUGCCCCGCGCCUCCCUCAACACCACCAACUGCGUCAACAUGCGGCGGUACUUCCCCGCGGCGCUGCGCGGCGCGGCGGGCUGCCACAUCGGCCUGGAGGAGCACGAGCACGAGGUGGAUGAGCGGCACGGCGCCAGCGCGGCGGCCUUCUGGGGCCUGGCCGAGGCGCUGCACGUCCGCCUGCAGCACAGCCUCGCCGAGGCGCGCAUGCCGCUGCGCAACGGGCCGCUGUUCUGGCCGUGCAGCCUCAUGUUCUGGAUGAACAGCGUGCUGGCGCGGCACGGACUGCCGCACCGCACCGACGCCCAUCUCGUCACCACCAACAUGGGCGACUACCGCGACGUGCUGCCGGGCGUGGCGGCGCGCGGCGGGCCCGUGCAGGCCGUGCACGUGCUGCGCUCCGUGGCGGCGCCGCUGGCCGGGCACCCCUUCACGCUCACCUUCCACACCUUCCGCGGCCGCCUGCUGCUGGCCCUGGACUACUUCACCUCCAAGACCACGCCCGAGGCCGCCCACGCCCUCAUCCACCACCUGCACCACAUCCUGCACGCCCUGGCCACCACCGGCGCGCCGCCGCCACCCACGCCGCCAGACACACUCAUUCCCACGCCCACGGACGAGGACAGGGACACGCCUUCACCCAUACUUCCACCCACACCCGCAGACACACCCUCACCCACGCCCACGGACGAGGACAGGGACACGCCUUCACCCAUACUUCCACCCACACCCGCAGACACACCCUCACCCACGCCCACGGACGAGGACAGGGACACGCCUUCACCCAUACUACCACCCACGCCCGCAGACACACCCUCACCCACGCCCACGGACGAAGACAGGGACACGCCUUCACCCAUAAUUCCACCCACGCCCGCAGACACACCCUCGCCCACGCCCACGGACACAGACACAGACACGGACACGCCACCAGACACCGGGGUGUCGCUGCCGCCUCCAGGCACGCCCACGCCCACGGACAGGGACGCGCCUUCAUCCAUACACACAUACACUCCACCACCUACGCCCACGCCCACGGACGUCCACACCCACACCUCCAGACACGCCCACGCCCACACCCAUAGAAUAGAAGAGGAAAUAUGAAGAAUGAAGAAAGGAAAACAGGAAAAGGAAAAGUGAGAAGAAAAGGGAAGAAAAGGAGUCGAGGAAAAGAAAAGAAAAGAAAAGAAGAAAAGGAAAAGGGAAAUGAGGAAAGAAAAUAAACGAAUGUAUAAAAUAAAAUAAGAAAAAAAAGGAAAAAAAAUGAAGCUAGUGUGUGUGUGUGUAUGUGUGUGUGUGUGUGUGUGUGUGUGUGUGUGUGUGUGUGUGUGUGUGUGUGUGUGUAAUCUUCGUCUUGUAAAUAAAGCAACAAUGA
Eriocheir sinensis (Chinese mitten crab) is the source of this 2613-nucleotide messenger RNA. RefSeq lists its product as uncharacterized. The coding region runs from base 210 to 2342 and encodes 710 amino acids. The transcript is spliced from 4 exons. Lineage: Eukaryota; Metazoa; Arthropoda; Malacostraca; Decapoda; Varunidae. The record is from RefSeq and is a predicted model, not a curated record.